UUAGUGUAGAGAAUUUUUACAAAUAGCUAAAUCAAAGUCCAGCCGCAAAUAUCUCCACUUCAACCAUGACUUCAUUUCAUGAGCGAAAGAAACGGGCGAAAAGAAAGCAGCAUAUGGUGACUCAUCAACAUGGCGAUGUAUCUUGAACUGGUUCACACAUGUCUGGAGGUGUACGCUGAGUUUUAACAUUAUUACAGAUGGCAUUGGUAUUUAUGAACAUACGCAACAAAGCUAAGAAAUCAUAUGGCAGGCAUGCCUGGAAGCAUUCUAAGUAUCUAACGUAGGCUAAAAACAUGAUUGUGCUCACAAAUUAUUGCUAUUCGUAUACUUAUGUAUUUAUAUGUUACAUGUUUAUAAAAUCAUACAUUUGCCAUGCAUAGCUUUUAAUCUAUUUUCAGAUAAACAUCAUCCAACCAAUCUAAACCAAACCAAAUCAACUACAACAACGACAUUUAACACAAUCUAUUAAUUACUAUAUUUAUAAAAAAUGCAUAUAUUACAUUAUAUAAUUCAUUACAUUGUAUAUUUCAUAUGUCUAUAUACGAAAAAAUUUCUUGCUCUGUUGCAAAACUAUAAAUGAAACAUUUUUUUUUUUACUAAUUAUAUGAUUUUCUCUCUUAAUAGCGCCCAAAUACCAAACUGCAUACGCCUGUGAAGGUAAGAAAUUAACAAUAGAAUGCGAUCCAGGCGACCUGAUCAACCUGAUACGUGCGAAUUACGGACGCUUCUCGAUAACGAUAUGCAAUGACCAUGGCAAUGUCGAAUGGAGUGUAAACUGCAUGUUCCCAAAGAGUUUGACCGUUUUGAAUUCAAAAUGCGCACACAAACAAAGUUGCAGUGUGCUGGCAACGACAAGUAUGUUUGGCGAUCCCUGUCCUGGUACACACAAGUAUCUCGAGGCGCAUUACCAAUGCAUAUCGGCAGCACAAACAUCAACCACCACCAAUCGACCCAGUCCACCGUGGGUGUUAGCGAAUAAUCCACCAUUGCUUGCCAAUGGCAGCACACUAAUUAAUCCAAGUGUGCCACUGCAACCGCAAGGACCAGGUCGCCUACCACUACCUGCCAAUGGUGGCAUUCCAUCGGCAGGUGGCCUUUGGCAUACACUGCCGCCAACGCCAGGUCCACCRCAACCCACAUUACCAGGCGGUCGUCUGAAAGGCAACUAUAAUACAACGGUAAUAAAGAAUUCCAACAGACACGAUGGUUUACCACCACCACCGCCGUUGCAUCAUCAUCAUCAUACGGGACAUCAUGCAGCAACGCCUGUGGAAGGCGUCAAUGCGGCUGAUAGUACUGUCAGCAAUACGCGACCAACGGCGAAAAAUGAUUUAUCUACACGCACGCCGGGCACAAAUCAAACCAAAUCACAUGUGGGUCCGUCCAACACAACCACCACACCCAAUACGCGCAUACUGAGUGGUGUUGGUGGCAGCGGCACAGAUGACGGCACCAUACUCACCGCUAAAACCGCACAAAAUCGUGGUAAUCAACAGCAGAGUACCGCAACACAACAACAUGCUGCUGGCAACAACAAUAACAACGUAAUGGGCGCUGAAGCUAGCGGUGGAAGUAAUGGUAUACGCACCAUAAACAAUAUAAAUAACCUCAAUAUGGGUUUGGGUGCGGUGGCCGAGGAUGAAUCGAAUAUGUUCUGCGGGCCAACGAAUGCGCGUAAUCUCUUCUGGAAUAUAACACGCGUUGGCGAUGUAAAUGUGCAGCCCUGUCCAGGAGGCGCAACUGGCAUUGCUAAAUGGCGUUGUGUACUUAUGAAGCGCGUCAACUACAAAGAAGAGGAUGGUGGCAUAGCGGAAACCACCACAAUGCGUGCAAUACCGCGUACUAAUUGCAGCAGCAGUAGUGGCAACAGCAGCUGUGAAAAUGCCGCUGAUAGAUUAAGUCAACGCAUCGGCAAUUUCGAGCCCACUUGGCAUCCCAUGACGCCGGAUCUUACGCAAUGCCGCAGUCUGUGGCUGAACAGCUUGGAGGUGCGCGUAAAUCAACGCGAAUCAUCUGUUAUUUCAAUAGCAAAUGAUCUAUCAGAGGUGACUAGUAGCAAAACCUUAUAUGGUGGGGACAUGCUUGUAACUACGAAAAUAAUCCAAACCAUGUCGGAGAAAAUGUUCCACGACAAAGAGACCUUACCAGAUCAGCGGCAACGUGAGGCUAUCAUAUUAGAAUUACUACAUGGUGUGGUAAAGACUGGUUCAAAUUUACUCGAUGAAUCACAAUUGUCCUCAUGGAUGGAUCUGAAUCAGGAAGAUCAAAUGCGUGUUGCCACAUCAUUGCUGACUGGGCUGGAGUAUAAUGCAUUCCUUUUAGCCGACACCAUCAUACGUGAACGCAAUAUUGUGCAGAAGGUCAAGAAUAUACUGUUGUCUGUGCGUGUUUUGGAGACUAAGAACAUUCAAGGCAACGAAGUUUUCCCCGACCUCGAGCAAUGGCAAAUCAGUGACGACCGCAUCGAGUUGCCGCGCACUGCGCUCGUUGAGAACAGCGAAGGCGGCCUUGUGCGCAUAGUAUUCGCUGCUUUCGAUCGUUUGGAGUCGAUCUUGAAACCGUCUUACGACCACUUUGACACAAAAAGUUCGCGCAGUUAUGUACGCAACACAGCCUUGCUGGCUAGCGAGCGCAACGAUUCGGGCGCAAGCGCUGAUUUACAACAACAACGCAUACGUAUACUCAAUAGUAAGGUGAUAUCAGCGAGUUUGGGUAAAGGACGACACAUACAACUCUCACAGCCCAUAAAAUUAGUCUUGCGACACAUAAAAACCGAAAAUGUAACCAAUCCGACUUGCGUCUUUUGGAACUAUAUAGAUCACGCAUGGUCAGCGAAUGGCUGCACUCUGGAGUCCACAAAUCGUACGCACAGCAUUUGCAUGUGCAAUCAUCUCACCAACUUUGCCAUACUCAUGGAUGUCAUGGACGAGCACAAUCAUUCGCUGUUCGGCGUCUUCGAUGGCAAUAUGCGCAUACUCAUCUACAUAAGUGUCGCCAUUUGCUUGGUGUUCGUCGUYAUCGCUUUGCUCACGUUGAAGAUAUUCAAUGGCGUUUUCAUAAAGGUAAGCGGGCGACGUAAUCGACGUGGYGGUGGUGGUAGUCAAAUCGGCGGCGGCAGUCAGCGUCAACGCAGUAGCCGUCGUCAAAAUAAUAUACGCGAUCAGACGCAUGAAACGCUUGCGAUUACCACAACUACGUCAGCGACGGCAGCAACUGCCUCGGGCGGCCAACCGGCACCCACAAAUAAUAUACAAAAUAUACAACAACAAUUGAAUUUGCAACACAUUCCAAAUAUAAUGGGCGCGGUGGCGGGUGGCCAUCUUGGCACAACGGCGCCCACAAAUUUCAUACAACACAAUUCCAUACGCAAUUCCAAUCGCAACAAUUUGAAUGCGAAUAAUUUCAACUUGCAACAGCAAGCGGCGGCGGCACAACAACAACAACAGCAGCAACAGCAACAAGUUGUGGCUGCUGCUGCCGCUGCCGUUGUCGUCGCCCAACACAAUCAACGCAAUUUACAAAUGAAUAAUUUGAAUUUAAACUUGAACUUGCAACCGCCGCAUCAUCACAAUCCACACGGACAUAACCUCAAUCAGCCGGCGACAUCCACGCAUAUGCAUGUUAGUACGGCUACGGCACAUACGACACCGCAUCACGGCAGCAUGGAGACCUCGAUGAGUAACACCACAUCGGUGGCGGCGAUGGCGGCUGCGGCCACAAUCGCAGCGGCUCUGCAACAUGCCGGCAGCAAUAAUAAUUUAAAUGUCAAUCGCAAUAACAGCAAUAACAAUGUGGGCGCCAACAAUCGCUUGAGCGAUGCGAACACGAMUACAAAUAAUAUUAUAAUGCAAGGCAAUAUGGAAGAUUUACAGUAUAAGUGGUGGUGGUGGUGAAAUAUUUAAAGCAAUUUACACAUGCUUUGUUAACUGUAUAAUAACUAAAAUUUAUUUUAAGUAGUUUAUAGGUUAURUAUAUGUAAGUAUAUGUGUAGCUUAGUUUAGUCGCAUGUGAAGAAUCUAAAAAAACAGCGUAUUUACUUAAGUAGCAUUGCAUAGCAUGUUUGAAAGAAAUUUAAUUUUAAUUUUAAAUUAUUUUUAUUUAAUUUUAAACGCAUUUCAUUGUUAUCUGUACUGAUUACUGUAGUAGUAAAUGUGAUAUACUAUUAAGUAUAAUUUUUUUUAGCAGUGACGUAAGUAAAUUUUAUAUUUUAGUGCCUUAUAAUAUAUGUAUGUGUAUGCUGAUAGCAUUUCAUAACAUACAUUUCAUAAUAUUACGCGCUAUUUAGUUUGUAUGUUUUAUGUAGCAUUUUUUGUUUCGUUUUAGUAAAUUUAGCCUAUAGUUUGCAUAUCCAUUUUUAUGUUAAUUUUUGUUUAUAUAUUUUUUAUAUAAGUUAGCUUAAAAUAUAUGUAUUUAAAUUUGACAUUUAUUUCAAGUCUUAUCACAUCACAUUUCAUGCAAAAUAAUAAUUAAAAUAAUAAAUGUCAUAUUGUCUAUUUGAAAACUUGAAUUUUUUCGUUCAUUUGUCAAUGUGUUCAUUAAUUUAAUUAAAUUUGUUGUAAUUAUUGUGUAGUUUUUGUUCUUUAAUAUUCGUCUCAUUUGCUGUUUGUCUACAACCUAUCCUAUAAUAUCCAAAAAUACCAAAAACCACCACCACUUUACUAUAAAAUAAUUAAUACAGUUAUAAAACAAAAGAAAUACCUAAAUUUAAGGACGAAAUUAGAAAAAAAAAUAU
Messenger RNA from Bactrocera latifrons, 4732 nucleotides. RefSeq names its product latrophilin Cirl (gene Cirl). The record is from RefSeq and is a predicted model, not a curated record. Lineage: Eukaryota; Metazoa; Arthropoda; Insecta; Diptera; Tephritidae. Gene Ontology annotation, biological process: adenylate cyclase-activating G protein-coupled receptor signaling pathway. Gene Ontology annotation, molecular function: G protein-coupled receptor activity; carbohydrate binding. Gene Ontology annotation, cellular component: membrane.